Messenger RNA from Paramecium tetraurelia, 747 nucleotides. RefSeq lists its product as uncharacterized. The transcript is spliced from 3 exons. Lineage: Eukaryota; Ciliophora; Oligohymenophorea; Peniculida; Parameciidae. The record is from RefSeq and is a predicted model, not a curated record.
AUGAGUGCGUUUUAAAUCAAGGUUUGGAGAUAAAUACCUCAAUAUGAAUCUGUUUUUUCUAGACGAAAAAGAGUUUUCAAACGUUUAAGAAUAGCAGGCUAUGCUGUGUAGUUCUUGGUUUUCUACAGGACUGAAUAGAUAAAAAGAUAAAACAGAUAAAGGCAAAUGUAAUAAUUCCUUAGAAAUCCUUUGAUAUCUACUAAAAGGGGCGCACUGGUAGUUCAAUCAGCCAAAUCUAACCGAUCUCCAAAAUCUCCUACACCUUCAGAAAAUAAAAUCAGAAGAAAUGCCACAGAUUACUUUGAAAUCGAUUCUAUCAAAGAAAAAAUGUCAUUCAAUGACCACUGCAGUACUUUAAUAGUGUGUUAAAAUCAAAGUAUAAAAAAGAGACAAGUCUCUUUGUACAUGGAAGAGAUGUUGAAAAAUAUUACUACAAAAUAGAGUAUUGCUAUGAGUCUUACUCCUCUCUCAAUAAUUGUACUAUGUUUUAAUAUGUUUUCAUAGGAUAAAAAACUAAAGAAGAACAAAUCAAUUCCUUGUAUAACAGAAUAAAUUUCUCCAAAAUAUAGUCUAGACAAUCUAUAGCUUGAAAAGUUAUUGACUCCUUUGAAUCUUCUACAAAGGGGUAAAAGAAAUCAAUCUAAUAUACAUAUAUUUCAUAAUGAAUAUUCAAAUAACAACAAAGAAGUUAUAAAAAUGAUUGAUAAUCUUAAGAUAAAGCACAGAAAAUUAAAAAGAAAAAAUUGA